This is a messenger RNA of Henningerozyma blattae CBS 6284, 1056 nucleotides long. RefSeq names its product sphingosine hydroxylase (gene SUR2). The coding region runs from base 1 to 1056 and encodes 351 amino acids. The transcript has a single exon. Gene Ontology annotation, molecular function: oxidoreductase activity; iron ion binding. Gene Ontology annotation, biological process: lipid biosynthetic process. NCBI's taxonomy places the organism in Eukaryota, Fungi, Ascomycota, Saccharomycetes, Saccharomycetales, Saccharomycetaceae. The record is from RefSeq and is a predicted model, not a curated record.
AUGAACUGCUCAGAUUCGGUGCGCUAUCCCUUUCUACACGGUCCGCAGCCGCCCAUCUCGCUUAAAGCAAGACCAGACCUUUUGAGCUGGAUGUCCGAUGGGACGUUUGCUCUGGUGGCCCCUGUCGUUGCUUACUGGGUGUUUUCACUGUUUUUCCAUGUCAUCGACACUUUUAAGCUUCUCGAAAAAUAUAGGAUCCAUCCACCAGAAGAGAUUGCUAGUAAAAACCACGCUUCGCGACUCAAUGUCUUGGCCGAGGUGAUAUUCCAGCACCUGUUGCAGACUGUGGUUGGGUUUUGGUUUAACCGUUGGGACGGCCAUCCGGUCACGGGGUUUGAAAAACGCGAAAUGUGGAACUGGCGUCGCAACGUGCCAGGCGUUGUCCCGGACGUUCUUGUGGUGUGGGCCUACCGUUACGGGUUGUCGUUUGUGAAAUUGACUUUGGGGUUCAUGUUCAUCGACACUUGGCAAUACUGGUUGCAUUAUUUGAUGCAUGCGAACCGUCGUCUGUACAAGAUGUUCCAUUCGGUCCAUCACAGACUGUAUGUGCCGUACGCCUACGGUGCGCUGUACAACGCCCCCAUGGAAGGUUUGAUCUUGGACACUUUGGGAACCGGGUUGGCCAUGGUUCUUACCGGGUUGACCCACCGUGAAGAACUGGUGUUGUUCACUUUCGCCACUCUAAAGACUGUCGAUGACCAUUGUGGCUACGCCAUCCCAGCCGACCCGUUCCAAUGGUUCUUCCCCAACAACGCUGUCUACCACGAUAUCCACCAUCAAACGUUCGGCAUGAACUACAACUUCGCCCAGCCUUUCUUCACCUUCUGGGACUCGCUUGUCAACACGCAAUACCCAGACUUCCAAGCUUACAGCAAGCAACAGAGAAGAAUCUCCAUCGACAAGUACAAGGAGUUCUUGGCCAAGAGGGAGCAGGAAAAGAGGGAAAAGAUUGCCAAGUUGAAGGACGCAAACGCCUUUAUCAAGGACAAGACCGACGCUGUUGCGUCUGGUGUGGCUGCCCACGUCACCGCACAGGUCGCCAGUGUAACCGCUUAG